AGAUAAAAAUUUUACGUUUUUCACACGAAUUAUCCUCAGUUCCAAUUAUUCUAGUUGCUUAUCUCAUUCGCCCGUGAUCCUCAUAUCAAUAGAUUAGUAAAUAUUCCUUCAUUAGAUUUCCACAGAUAUAGCAAUAACCGAGGAUCUGUAAUUUUGUGCGUAGAAUAUAGAAACAUCAACAAAAUAAAGUAUUAUUCCAGUCCCUAGUUUUCAGAGAUUAUUUGGAUUAGAAAUAUGGCAGAAAAUUUGGUUCUAAGUGAGCAGAUGAGCGAUGUUGUUUUGAAAGUGAGACACAAUGGAUAUUCAUGGAGAUUUCCGGGACAUUCCUUGUUGUUAAAUGCUCGUUCUAGUGUGCUUCGGGACAUCUUAGAACAAAGAGCAGACGAUGCCUAUGCUUCGCCGAUCACUAUUGUAGGACUUGAACCAGAAACUGCAGUGGCAAUACUCAGAUAUAUUUACUCUGGGACAUUACCUACAAAAGUAACAGCGAAUCUGAUAGCAGCUGCUGAAAAAUAUGAUCUAGAGAGUCUGAGAGAUUAUCUUGAAGAAAUGGUAAUAACAGAUCUAACCAUACAACAAGCCUGCCAAAUGCUGAAUGGAUUCGAACAUGAGCUGCCAUUGACAGACGAUUGUGCCUUGAAAACGGCCUGCUUCACUCUUCUUGAAUCACAUGCCUACACCGUUUUCGCAUCAGAUUCAGUGUUGAAUCUGAGUAAAAACACUUUACUAAGACUUUUGGAGUCAGACAAAUUAAAUGUUCCAGAUGAAUCGGUUGUUUUUUGGGGAAUAUGGCGUUGGGGUAUCUACAAUAGUUCUCGUAGUGGUCGAAGCUUGGAGGAUGGUAAUGUUUCAAGCUAUAUUCAUGAUAUUCUCAGUCUAUUACGUUUAUGCGGAAUGAGGAGACGAGAAGGUGUUCCAGAUUGCGCAUUGAAAAAAUUCAAUCGUUGUGCUGGAAGGAGAAGUAGAUAUUUGCCACCAGAAGACAUUAUACAACAAAGCAGCGCCCUCAGAACGUGUGGGAUGUGGGAUGAAGUGUGUGAUGCAAUUGUGGGAGACGAAGGAAAUCUUUGCAUCCAGGUGUCUUUUGAUAGAGACGUCAUGCUGGUUGGCAUCACUUUGGAAGCUUGCGGGUCAGAAAAGAUAAUAGGACAUUUGCGGAUAUUCGAGGAAUCAAGUGGAAAGGAGUUGUUGAGGCAGGAAAUAAACUGUGGUCGUUGCCUUCUCCGGAAGCUGAGCCGGACACAAGAACCGGAAUCCUGGGUCGAGUCGGACGUGGUACUUUCAGAGCCCCUCAUCUUGCGAAAAUCGGAGAUUUGUUCUAUUUAUCUUCAGAUAUCCGGCACACCCUGGGCGUUGCCUAGAGCUGCACCUCGACCUAGAAGAAGGAAGGUUGAAUCCACAUUUGCACAACUCCAUGGCCAAUCUGUGGUUGCGAUCCGGGAAUUACACUUAGUACCGGACAUGACUCUAACAUGGGGAUCAAGAAGAUAAUAAAUUAUUAUCUAUAAUUAACAUUCUUGGAAUUAUGUGCGAUGAGCAUAUAACUUAAACUGUUUUAGUAUAAUUUAUUUUACUCAUGUUUUUAAUAUAACUAUUUAUUUAAUGCAAAGUUUCAUAUACUCUGAUAACUUCACCCUCACAUCAUAUAACAAAAAUAAUUUCUAAGAACAAUGCUAAUAUAAUGCUAUACAAUGCUAUAAAAUGCUUUAAAAUGCCUUACAAUGCUUUAAAUGGUUACGUAAAAAUGCAAAUAUUAUUUUGCAGUAAUAAUUAAAACAAGUGAAAUUAUCUUUUCUUUUCUUGGUAAAUAUCUUUCGACAAAAAUUCGACAAUAAUUUAUAGAUUAAUUAUAUUAGUAUGAAUUUUUAAUGCAUACUUAUUGGUUAAACAUGUUUAAGUAAUAACUAAUGCACUUAACAUUAAUUUUUAAUUUAAAGAGCUUGGGAUAAUGCAGUGAUAGGCCACCUUCCCUCAAAAGGUUACAUUUUUACGCUAAAUUGCUUCUAAAUAUUGGUUUUUACAUAUUGAUUUUUACAUAAUUAAUAAAAUUUUUAAGAAUUUACACUGGAAAACAUUUUAUUGCUUACAAGAAAAUGAGGUACUUUUGCUCAAAAAUAUUCUCGAAAUGAUUUUAAAACGUAGCUUAGAUAAAUUUUAUUUCGAACUUAAUUAUAAACUGAGCAAUUUAGUGAUAAGCAACCUUCCUUACACCUUUCUUUUUAUCUAAUUUUUUCAACAAAGAAAACAAGCUUGUUUAAUAAAUAAACAUAAAUACAAACUGAAUUAACAUAUUUAGGAAAGAAGAUAAUCAGAUUCGGAAAUUUUAUAUAAUGAAGUUUAUCUUAUAAUUGAGAAAAAUAAGUAAAACAAUGUAAUUAUGCCGUUCAUCAUACUUUGUUUAAAUUAAUUUGAUCAAAUAGGUCAUGAACACGUGAAAGAUAACCCAUUACAUUUAAUUGUUCGAUGCGAUUUAAAUUCUAUUUUUGAAAAAAUGUCUUCUACCUAUAAUGUUUUAAAAUAAUAUUUUAAUACAAAACAUACGAUUAAAUAAGAAAUUUUUCAUAACGUUUCAUUUAUGAAAUAAUUUUUUCAUAAAUAAAAAAAUUAUUGUAAAUUACAAAUUACCUUUUGAAUUCGCUUUUGUCAUAAAUUAUUUUUCUAAAUCUCGUUCGCAUACAGCAGUUGUUUUUAUAUUUUAAAUUUAUUCUUUUAUUUAAUGUAUUGUUUUAUUUAAUGUAUUGUUUUAUUUAAUGUAUUCUUUUAUUAAAUGUAUUCUUUUAUUUUAAAUUUAAGGUAGUAAUGUUUAGUUAACAAUAAUUGAAUUCAUUUUAUUUAUAGUUUUCAUCAAAAUAAUUCUAAGUAUUUGAACUUUGUUUUUUCGUUAUGCUGAUAACACAUUACUUAACGAAACUUGUUUCAAUUUAUUGUAUCAGUGUUUAUGUCAUUUUGAGAACAGGUUUUUACUUUGAUAAUUUGUUUUUGAUUUUAAUAACUAUUUUGUAAAAUAGUAUUUGUAUUUUUCUUUAUUUAAUAUUCAAUCAAUGUAUUUAUUUGUAAACAAAAAGUAAUGUAUCAAUAAAUGUUUUUACAUUUUCAUGAAAU
Molecule: messenger RNA, 3102 nt
Organism: Parasteatoda tepidariorum (common house spider)
Lineage: Eukaryota; Metazoa; Arthropoda; Arachnida; Araneae; Theridiidae
Molecular function (GO): protein binding
Source: RefSeq, a predicted model, not a curated record